AUGGCCGAUUUUAGACAAGUUAGAAACGUUUUCUUGGUUGUGUUAUUCUUCAAUAUUUGCUAUUUUCUAAAAAUUUAUCGAAAUAACAAAAUACAAACAGAAAUCCUAAAUUUUCGUCAUUCAUACUACAAUUAUUACAAUGACGAUCAAAUCUCUAUUGGUUAUCUCAAAGAAGAAGAUUCACUUCCUGAAGAACAAAAACUAUUGCAAUUGUUACACGAUGUUAAACGUAAUGAAAACAAUACAUAUUGGUUGGCCAACGCUACCAUGGAAUACCCAUCUAUUAUGUUAAAUGCGGCAGACUUCUUACCACCACCUGCAACUAAUCCUCAGUCUAUCACGUGGUAUAAUAAUCCAAAACUUUACUAUGAACCUAGGCUUACAUUGGCGAUAUACUUAGAUGAGCUAAAACAUCAACUUAAAUUGCACAACCCUCAUAAUUCUAAAGCUCAGGACCACUUGAUAAAAUUGCCAUUUUCGUGGUCAGAUUGGGUUGAUUUAACUAUGUUAAAUACAGAAAUAAUAAAACCAGUUGGUCUAAGAAAUAAUUGUGAGUGGUUGCAAAAAGACGCAAAUAAACGAACUAGAUUUCCAGAUUUUUGUAAGAAUCUAGUGGAUUUAUCAGACGAGGAGAUAAAUGAAAUUGGUUUGUCGAAAGACCAACUACCUGGCUUUAUUGUCAAGUCAUCACCUAUGAAUAAGGCACCACAUAUGGAGGUGAUGAUGCAAGGUAAAUCAUAUUUAUACGCCCAACAAGAAAAUCCAUUAACAUUAGUGUUUUUAACUAGUAAUGGCACUUACGAAGCACAAGUCACAGAAAAAAGAGAAAAAUUACUACAAACAGAUUUACUUCAACGGUUUUUGAAAAGAAGAAAGAUAGACAUUAAGCAGAUCCAUGGUGUGGUACCCGUUGAGUUUAAUCCACAAUCGGAAUUUCAAAAAUUAUUAAGUACGAUUCCACCAAGAACACUAGACCCAAGUGAUGACUUACAUGGUAUCAGCAAGAUUACUUCAAAUAAAGGUGACAGAAAUAUUCUAAGACAACUCAACUUAGACCCUUCUACAUUCCAUUAUACUCAACAAAAUGUUGAACAGCAAAUUGCCGGUUAUGAAACCAGACUAAACAGAAUCGAGAAGGCAAUAACAGAUGAACUAAACUAUGAUCUAAACGUUCUUGAAACAAAUAGAUUAACUCGACACGAAUUAAAUCAUUAUCGUGGGUUAAAGCAUGCUAAUUCGUUUUCAGUUGAUGUGGAGCCAACUUAUUAUAAAUUGGCAACAUUGAAAAAAACACAAUACAACCUUGAUUCCGGUUGGCAUUAUGAGUGGAGAUUUUUCAAUGGAGCUAUGAGAUAUCUAAAAGAUGACACUUGGUCUUAUGAACAAAUGGAAGUGAGAGAGCAAAUAAUCUUGGAUAGAUUAUUAAGAAAUUGGUUCAAAUUCGCUGAAGCUAAAGGUAUAGUUUCCUGGAUAGCACAUGGUCCUUUGUUGUCUUGGUAUUGGGACGGCUUGAUGUUUCCCUUUGAUAUAGAUAUUGAUCUUCAAAUGCCGUCGUCAGAAUUAAAUCGGUUGGCUGCCAAUUAUAAUAUGACUUUAGUCAUUGAAGACUUGAAUGAAGGGUAUGGGAAGUACUUGAUAGAUUGUUCCACAUUUAUACAUCACAGAAAUGUUGCUGGUAGAGACAACCACAUUGAUGCGAGGUUCAUUGAUGUUGAUACAGGAACUUAUAUUGAUAUUACUGGUAUGGGCUUGAAUGAUGAAAAGCCACCUUCACAUUAUGACAAUUACAUUAAAGAAAAAACAGCUGCUAAUGAAUCGGUCGAGUUAUACAUGGAUAGAAGAAAGCAUUGGUUAAAUUAUGAGAAAAUCAACCCCUUACGGUACUCAAUGUUAGGGGGAGUUCCUGUAUUUGUUCCUAAUGAUAUCAUGUCAAUGUUAAACCAGGAGUAUCCUAAAGGUACUAAAAGUUAUUAUUAUGAUGGUUAUUAUUAUGUUCCUUUAUUGAGAUUGUGGCUCCAAGAGUCUAAAAUUCUAGCUGCUUUCAAACCAGAACAAUAUGAAGCUGUGACAGAUGAGGCCCGACAAGAGAAUAUACUUGAGUUGAUCAAAACUUUAAGACACGAAGAUGCAUUUCAACUAUUGAAGCUGAAUAAGGAUAUGUUAACUGAAUACUACUUGACCCAAAAAUAUACCGGAUUACACCAAAGAGAAAAGCAACUAAUGAUGGAUGAAGCUGCAGAAAGACUGGUGCUAGAUUUAGAACACAAUGAACAAUACAACCGUCUAACAUCAAAUUUUUAUAUUGGACCUCCUUUGAGGAAAUGUUUGUUUGAUUUUGAAUAUUAUGGGCGAUUUAAACAUAUGCCAAAACAAAUUGUGCCAACAAUUGUAGAAAAUGACCAAGUGGACAAACCUCAAGUAUAUUGA
Messenger RNA from Candida dubliniensis CD36, 2427 nucleotides. RefSeq lists its product as uncharacterized. The transcript has a single exon. The coding region runs from base 1 to 2427 and encodes 808 amino acids. NCBI's taxonomy places the organism in Eukaryota, Fungi, Ascomycota, Pichiomycetes, Serinales, Debaryomycetaceae. The record is from RefSeq and is a predicted model, not a curated record.